AUGGCGGUGGCUUUGGAUGCGAUCCUCGCUCGGAUCAAGGAUGUUUGUAAAAGGAACGGUUUGCUCAUCCUCUCGGUGUUGUCGGUCACCAUUGGCUGUCUCCUUGGGUUCUUCCUCAGGACAAGGCGGCUCUCCCAGCAGGAAAUCAGUUAUUUCCAGUUUCCCGGUGAGUUACUGAUGAGGAUGCUGAAAAUGUUGAUUCUCCCCCUGGUUGUCUCAAGCUUAAUGUCUGGGCUAGCAGCCCUGGAUGCCAAGACUUCCAGUCGAUUGGGUAUCAUAACUGUCACUUAUUACCUGUGGACAACAUUUGUGGCUGUGAUUGUGGGAAUAAUUAUGGUCUCCAUCAUUCAUCCUGGUGGGGCCGCACAGAAGGAGAGCACUGAGGAGGGUGGAAAGCCCAUCAUGAGCUCUGCAGAUGCACUGCUGGACUUAAUCCGGAACAUGUUUCCAGCCAACCUUGUUGAAGCCACAUUCAAGCAGUAUCGCACAAAGAGUAUUCCCAUCAUUAAAGCCAACAAAGCAUCAUCUGAAAGCACAACUCAUCGCAUUAUAAUAUAUGGAGUUCAAGAUGAGAAUGGAUCCAAUGUCCAGAAUUUUGCCUUGGACAUCACUCCUCCACCUGAAGUGAUUUACAAAUCAGAACCAGGCACCAGUGAUGGCAUGAAUGUGCUAGGGAUUGUCAUAUUCUCUGCAACAAUGGGUAUAAUGUUGGGAAGAAUGGGAAACAGUGGUGUUCCUUUGGUCAGCUUUUGUCAAUGUUUAAAUGAAUCUGUCAUGAAGAUAGUGGCAGUUGCUGUUUGGUACUUUCCAUUUGGAAUCGUGUUUCUAAUUGCUGGUAAAAUCUUAGAAAUGGAUGACCCUUCAGCCAUUGGGAAGAAACUGGGGUUUUACGCCAUCACUGUAGUGUGCGGUCUGGUUGUGCACGGCCUGUUCAUUCUGCCAAUGAUGUACUUCUUUAUCACCAAGAAGAAUCCUAUUGUCUUUAUCAGAGGGAUUCUUCAAGCCUUGCUUAUUGCUCUGGCCACCUCCUCCAGUUCAGCCACGCUGCCUAUCACAUUCAAGUGCUUGCUGGAGAACAACCACGUAGACAGGAGGAUUGCAAGGUUCGUGCUGCCUGUGGGAGCCACCAUCAACAUGGAUGGGACUGCACUCUACGAAGCAGUGGCUGCCAUCUUCAUUGCACAAGUAAACAACUAUGAGCUGGAUUUUGGGCAAAUUAUUACUAUAAGCAUCACAGCGACAGCUGCCAGCAUAGGAGCUGCUGGUAUCCCCCAGGCUGGCCUGGUGACAAUGGUCAUUGUCCUGACCUCGGUCGGACUCCCAACGGAUGACAUCACACUGAUCAUUGCUGUUGACUGGGCGCUAGACCGGUUUAGAACAAUGAUCAACGUCCUGGGAGAUGCCCUGGCUGCAGGGAUUAUGGCCCACAUCUGCCGGAAGGAGUUCAUCAAGGACGGUGAUGAGGUGCCAUUGAUCUGUGAGACUAAACCUCUUAACAUCCACCCGAUUGUGGCUUACCAGAGAAACGGCUGUGUGAAGACCAUGAAUGAACCUCGUGGACCAGAAACAGUGAAAGAGUUGGAGCAGCACAUACCUGUACAAGUGGAGCAAGAAGAAAGCCCAGUGGAGAACCACACUAAGAAAUCCAACAGUAAAGACCACUGCACUAUUGAAAUAAAUGAACUAGAAACAAAUGUGUAA
This is a messenger RNA of Lagopus leucura (white-tailed ptarmigan), 1701 nucleotides long. It is a transcript of the gene SLC1A7, whose product is annotated as solute carrier family 1 member 7. The transcript has 11 exons. Gene Ontology annotation, biological process: L-glutamate transmembrane transport. Lineage: Eukaryota; Metazoa; Chordata; Aves; Galliformes; Phasianidae. Gene Ontology annotation, molecular function: L-glutamate transmembrane transporter activity; neutral L-amino acid transmembrane transporter activity; glutamate:sodium symporter activity. Bases 1 to 1701 code for a protein of 566 amino acids. The record is from RefSeq and is a predicted model, not a curated record. Gene Ontology annotation, cellular component: plasma membrane.